CGGCCUGAUAGUUCCAGUCGGUAGCGACAACCCAAGAUUUGGUGUAAAUCGCCGCUGAACUUUUUCAAAAGUGAGGUUUUGAAGAUGUUAACAAGAAAAGAAGCUCACAAGUUCCUGAAAAAUGUGCACUUUCCAGGGGAAGAGAACAUCGUCCGAGAUUUGAAGUUAGCGGCGGGCUCCAAGCAAUCUCGGCGAGCAUUGAUUCGGAAGAAGAGCGCAUCAUCCGAGGAGAGGAGCUCAGCAGCUGCUAUUGAACUACAGAGAGUAUGGAGAGGUCAUUGGACAAGAUGUCGUCUCUUUGACAUCUUAAACCCAACUGUGAGCACCAAGGUGCACCAAACAGGUAGUAGAUUCAUCAACAGUGAACAAGGUCUGAGAGAUGUCAGAACAACACCCUCAAAAUCACCCGACAAAUCACUGUCAAAGCUCACAACCACCCAAUCAAAGGAUUCAGUUGCGUCCAAGGCUUCAGCUGUUAAAACAGCCAGCGCCAGACAGAGACUGGAAGGCUACUAUGAAAAAUACUGCAGUUACAAAAAGUCAAAAGGGGAGUCGGUUGUUAUAUCGUUUAGAGAAUUCUGCGCCCACUUCAUUCAGAACUGGUGGCACAGAGUCAAAAGACAGCGUUCCACGAUGGUCACCAACAUAUCCCACCAAGGGGUCCAGUCCGUUGUAGUCUCCAGCUCAACCGGGCCCAGCCAGACAAAGGUCAAAGUUCAACCAACGAAGAGGAGGAAGAAGAAGAAGAGGACUUAUCCCCUGAACCCCAAGGAGGCUGCCAAGAUUGUACAGAGAGCAUGGAGGACACACAUUGAUAUACAAGUUUACCGUUACUACCGCGACCUCAUCAACUUCCGUUGCCGUGGUGACCCUAGUAUGAUGCUAAGAUGUAUCAACCCUAAGGAGGCGAAGAUCUUAGAUGCAGCAGCUGGGAUACACAUCAAGUUCAGACUAGCUGGGGACAAGUUCCCCCCAAACAUCUACUACAAGAUCUUCACUCACCGUAACAUCGUUGACAUGUGCGCCAACAGUCCCAAGGAUUACACAGCUGCUGGUGCCAAGCGCCGGGCGGCUAAGGAGGUCCACAACAGUAUACCAGCCGCAGCCAAGAUGAGGAAAGAUAAACACGUAGGCUGGUACCAGAGAAUAGAGAACAAUGGAUGGAGACUUGUAUCAGAUAGAUUACUCUUGCGGCCUGACCAGGAUCCAGUCACCUGGGAGAGCAGUAACAAGAAAGUAGACUUUCCUCAUUCCAAGCUUCAGAGAAGACAAGAUGUAGAGAAGCGCAAGAAGCAGCGCAAGGUGGAAUGGAUGAAGAAGAUGUACCAGGAAGGAAUGCUCCAGGCCAAGACGGGGGACUCUGACACCAAGUCGCUGGUAGAGGGCGCUGCAGCCGGCAUGGUGGCUGCUAUUGAGAGCCAAGGAUCUGAAAUCGUUGAGGAGUGGGAGGUCGAUGAGCUCCUAGAAUGGACGAGUGGCCUUAAUUUUGAGGAUUACUUGACUUCUUGGAAAGAACUAGCAACGAGUUCGGGGUCUGAGAAAUAUGUUGAGGAGAGGUUAAAGUUCAACCUGACGAGCAGAGAUCCAUAUGAGUUCAGUCUCUCCGUAGAGAGUGGGCCGACCACGCCAUCACCGUCCAGACUGACCUCUCUCCAGCCACCAAAGCUGGCAUUAUAACUCUUUGAGUUGUUCACUUUCCUGUCCAAGCUGUUGUCGUGUUCUCCCAUGCACCAUCAUCUCUGAUUUCACCUCUAGCACACCCACCUUCUAUUCUGUCUGCCUCUUCACUUAACUUGGAGUCAAGUCUAUCAGGUACUGUGCUUAACUUUCACUAAUAAAUCAACUGUUUCACAUGCAAGCGACCUUUGGGAAAUUUGAAAUGUGCCUCAGGCCUGUAUCGUUUUAGAAAGGGCAAGGGCACCAAGGCAUUUUCUCCUUGGUA
Messenger RNA from Asterias rubens (European starfish), 1942 nucleotides. RefSeq lists its product as uncharacterized. Bases 85 to 1677 code for a protein of 530 amino acids. The record is from RefSeq and is a predicted model, not a curated record. NCBI's taxonomy places the organism in Eukaryota, Metazoa, Echinodermata, Asteroidea, Forcipulatida, Asteriidae. The transcript has 13 exons. Gene Ontology annotation, molecular function: protein binding.